Molecule: messenger RNA, 6596 nt
Organism: Trematomus bernacchii (emerald rockcod)
Lineage: Eukaryota; Metazoa; Chordata; Actinopteri; Perciformes; Nototheniidae
Product: zinc finger protein 646
Exons: 5
Coding region: 373-5310 (1645 amino acids)
Source: RefSeq, a predicted model, not a curated record
GCGGCGGUAGAGAGAAGGUAGAGGGGGGAAAAGAGCCAAGAAGCAAAAGUCGGUGUUUGAACCGGAGGAGGAAAAAGGAAAUCAUGCCGAAUCCGUGAAAUCUGCGUAUUUUUGCAUCUCCACGCCGUGCAUCGUCCACCCGUGCGGGCGCAGAGGCCGAUUGAGGGUGAUACCUCAUUGGCUGGUGUGACCCCUGCCGGCCCGCCACCUCCCAAGGUGGGCCCCGAUUGGCUGGACCUGCCCUGGGGAAGCAAUCGGCACCCUCAGCUGAAGAGCUAAGCCCCGCAGUUUCCUCCCCCAUCCCCCCUACGUCACUGUUCAUUUCUUUGAUGUGAACUGUGAUUCCCUCCGUCCUGUUUGCUUUAGAGUACUAUGGCAAUGCAUGAUAUGAGUCGUGCCAAGGGUUUCCCCUGUAAAGAGUGUGAUAUGGUUUGUCCGAGUACUCCAAGUCUUCUAGAACAUAUGAAAGCACAUUAUCAGCAAGAAGAAAACGGACGUUUUGAGUGUGAACAGUGUGGGCGAGUUUACAAGCACGCAGCUAGCCUAGCCAAUCAUAAAAAAUCUCACGAAGUGGGUUCAUUCCAGUGUCCAGUUUGUACGCGUACGCUGCCCAACGCGGUAGCUUUGAAAAACCACCUACGUAUCCAUACUUUGUCCCCCAGUAGUGCACACGCAGAAGAAGAGAGUGAAGAAGUUCCCGAAGAAACGGGCCACGACGAGAGGGACUACGGUCUCGCCCAAGACCUCUCAGACGGGUUUGGGCGCUCACAUUUGAACAAUAGUGGUAUGGGACAUAGUGUCCUACAAGGCCACGAGACAGACAACCACGGUAAAAAAGGUUCUCCCGAGCACGACAACGCUUGGGACAGACCAUUCAAGUGUGAUCAGUGCGAGAGAACCUACCGGCAUCACGGUAGCCUGGUGAACCACAAGAAGUGUCAUCAGCAAGGAACUUUUAAGUGCUCUGUGUGUUUUAAACAAUUUAGCAACCUGGCUGCCUUAAACAGCCACGAGAGAACUCAUUCGAAGUUCAAGACCCCUGGCGCCUCAAUGGUGAGCAGCAGCAGCAGCCUCCACGACUCGCGCAGCAGUGGCACCCAGUCGUCUCAGAGCAACGACACUGCCUCGUGCUUUUGCCACCUGUGCCAGAUAGCGCUGCCAAAUAAGACAGACUUUCAGGAGCACAUACUGCUACACAACGCAGCCUCGCCCUCCCUUGGUCUGCCGCGCAAUUUCCCAGGAAUCAUGGCCCACACGAGUGCGGUUCGAUCCCCAGCAUACACCCCUGCGCUGGGUGACCCUCUGCCCCUGCCACCCCUGCCCACUGACAAAAGAGGCCCCUAUGACCCCAUUAUGGGCCCUCCAGUCAACAAUCCCAUCUACACAUGCGCAUAUUGUGGCGCAGGACAUCCAGAUCUGGAGACCUUAAAGGUCCACUAUCUGACCCAUGACCCUAACCCUGCCUCUCACGGCCAGGAAAGCUCCAUUCUCAGCUCUGGAUCGCAGGGCUCAGUGUCCUCUCCGUCCGGAGGCCGUGUGCCCCAGGCCAAUUCUCCAGAUAAUGGAGAGCGACGCUUUAAGUGUGGAGAGUGUGGCAAAAGCUACCGGCACGCAGGAAGCUUGGUCAACCACAAGCGCUGCCAUCAGACAGGCCACUACCAAUGCACAAUCUGCUGUAAGCAGUACCCCCACCUGGCAGCGCUACACAGCCACCUACGAAGCCACAAGGGGCGUUCUGGCAACACGUCUUUAAAUAAUGACGGCAGUGACUGGCUGUCUCCAGAGCCGCUAACCCUGGACUCCCAGCAGAGCUACGUCCAGGAAGGCAGCGGCGCCACCACUCCAAUUUCCCUGCCAGGGAAUCUUGGUGAUGCGGCCCACUUUGUACAAGAUGGUGGCCAUAGCAGUGGGUUGGACUCUCUUGAGUUUCACGAUCGCUUUGAUGGUAGCUCACUUUCUCAGAGCAACUCUGCUCACCGUCAGGCUGACAGACAUGUGUGCGCCGACUGCGGCGAGAUGUAUGGAGAUGUAUCUGGCAUCAAGUCGCACAUGUGUCCUCGUCGUGGCCAGCAGCCUCAACAGCAGCAAGGGAACAUGUCUAACGGUUUCAUGGGAAACAUGAACUACCACAGCUCCAGUGCAACCUCACUGCCUGCUGGAAGCUCCAGCAGCCUGAAAGAAGGCAGCAGCCAGCGACAAUAUUCCCAGAGCGGAGGCAAGAGAAUGGGAAGCAAUGACAAAGAUGAUGACGAUGAUGGAGAAGUGUAUCAGUGUUCGGUGUGUGGCAAUCACUACGCCAGCCUCCGAGCCCUCAGGAGCCACCUGCGUAGCCAUGCGAAUAACCCAACAGGGCCUGGCCCUUCCUCCCUGGAGCAGGAGUGGAGGAUGAUCUGCUCCACCUGUGGCCAGAGCUUCUCAAGGAAGCAAGACCUCCUGAAUCACCAGUUAGUCCAUGGCCCCCAAAGGCCUGAUGGCCAGCAACAGAGUAUUGUAGGCAGCUCAGCUAAUGGCAAUGACAAGAUGGACGGACGCAACCAUAUUUGUGUUGACUGUGGCAUGUUUUUUGCCGACCGCCACCACCUGAUCACGCACCUGUGUCCUGGUAAGAAUAGGUCUAGCUCCCUGAGCAAGCAGGGUCUGAAUGGAGCCAAAGGUAUGUCCGGAGGAGAAGGUGUCGCUGGUGGGGGGGUUGCUGGUGGAAGCCGUGAGGUUGGUGGCGAUGGACGUAGGCCUAUGGUGGACCAAAGUGACAAGCCCCAUAAGUGCGACCAAUGCGGGCGAGGAUACAGACACCCCUGCUCACUCCUUAACCACAAGAAGUCACACAAGACGGGGGUUUUCCGCUGCUUGGUGUGCCAGAAACGCUACUACAAUCUGCUGGCUCUCAAGAAUCACCAAAGGACCCACUUUGAUCUAAAGAGGCACAAGUGUGAAGAAUGUGGAAAGGCUUUCAAGAUCCAAAAGCAGCUGAUCAACCACCUUCGUCUCCACGAGGAGCACCGAGCCAAAGGUCUUGUUCGGACUGGCCCCAACAGUUCUCGCUUCCAGCAGCCUGGGACAUCUCAAAUGCAGAAUGUGAGAGGAGAAUCAUCAAAGGCCCAGCCGAUGGGCGUGAAAUAUAGCCAGCAAGGGUUCAAGAAACCCUACUCUUCAGCUGGAACUUCAAGGCCCCAGAAGUUUGAUCCAACUGAGACUGGACGUCGGCCUUUUGCAUGCGAAGAAUGUGGCAAGACAUACCGACAUGCAGGCAGCCUGGCCAAUCACAAAAACCUUCACAAAAUUGGGGAGUACCACUGCAACGUUUGCAACUCCACAUACCCCAACAGGCUGGCAAUGAAAAACCAUCUACGUCUCCACUUUGCCCAGAAGAAGCACAACUGCCAAGAGUGCGGCAAGGGCUUCCGUACCCAGAGGCAGCUAGCUACCCACACUACAGCUGGCCUGUGCAAAGGACCGCAGGGCCCCGGGGUCCAGAUGGAUUUUGAGUGCGAUGGCUGCUGCGAAGGCUUUGCCACGGCCGAUGAGCUUGCAGCUCACGACUGCCCGGCUCAGCACCUGCCUUCAUCCUCCUCAAGCAACACCCCCAAUAUCAGCUUGGAGAGAAGUUCUGUGGACCUGGACUCUGACGAGAGACCCUACGCCUGUGACCUGUGCAGCUGUGCCUACAAACAUGCAAGCUCAUUGCUGAACCACAAGCACACCCACAAGACGGGCAACUUCCGUUGCAAUUUCUGCGACAAGCCCUACACCAACUAUAUGGCCCUGCGCAACCAUAUGCGCAUCCACACACAGCGGAAGAAGCACAUCUGCCACACGUGUGGGAAAGCCUUCCGGCUUGCCAGGUUCCUCCGAAACCACCAGAAGGUCCACGAGGAGGGUGCUACCCCCUUUGGCUGCCCCACCUGUGGGAAGAGUUUCCAGGGGAGAUCCGGCCUGGCCAGGCACCGCUGCGGGGACAACCAGGUAGGCAUGGAAAUCAGGAAGAAGGCUGCUGCGACCCCGGGAGAGGGCGAGGAGUGUCGGUACACGUGUGAUCAAUGCGGACGCUCCUACCGCCACGCCAGCUCCCUCCUCAACCACAAGAACACCCACACAGUCGGCAUCUAUCACUGCGCCGUGUGCCUCAAGACCUACUCCAACCUGCUUGCCCUGAAGAACCACCGUCGUAUCCACUCAGAGAUACGGCGCCACCAAUGCCACGACUGCGGAAAGGCAUUCCGCGUUUCCUCCCAGCUCCACAACCAUCGACGCGUCCACCAAAAGCAGCGGGAGCUCACCUGCCGGUCCUGCCAAAGAUCCUUCCCCACGCAGGCCAGCUUCAGCCUCCACAUGGAGAUCACCCAUGGCCAGACGCCGCAGCCCCGUCAGCCCAGACCCCAGCAGCCUCGGCCGGGGGGCUCCCAGGAGCUGGGCUGGGGGUCAGGCCUGGACCUCACGUUGAUGCAAGAGCAAGGACUGCACCCUAGCAGCAUUGCCAAAGCCCGCAGCCGUGGUGGUCACAGCGAGGUCCUCAAACCCCACGUCUGCGAUCAGUGUGGCCGCUCUUACCGCCACGCCAGCUCCCUACUCAACCACAAGAACAGCCACAAGACUGGGACCUACUUCUGCAACUCCUGCCAGAAGGAGUUCCCCAACCUGAUGUCCCUCAAGAACCACCGCCGGAUCCACACCGAGCCCAAACGCUACCAGUGUCCCGACUGCGGGAAGUCCUUCCGUGUCUCCACCCAACUCAUUUGCCACCGCCGCAUCCACACCAAGGAGAAGCCGUUCUCCUGCCAGCAGUGCGACAAGCACUUCUCCUCCAAGUCCAACCUGAGGCACCACAUGAAGGUGCACUGGAACGGAUCCACGGCGCCCCCUCCCAUGGCCAUGGGUGCGCCCAACUUCCUGGAUCUGAGUCCGGUGGGUUCCUCCUCCCGGACCUUCGCCUGCAAUCAGUGUGGCCGCUCUUACCGCCACGCCAGCUCCCUACUCAACCACAAGAACAGCCACAAGACCGGGACCUACUUCUGCAACACCUGCCAGAAGGAGUUCCCCAACCUGAUGUCCCUCAAGAACCACGGCCGGAUCCACACCGAGCCCAAACGCUACCAGUGUCCCGACUGUGGGAAAUCCUUCCGCGUGUCCGCGGCGCUCGUCUGCCACUGUCGCAUCCACACCAAGGAGAAGCCGUUCUCCUGCCAGCAGUGCGACAAGCUCUUCUCGUCUCGGGCCAACCUGCGGCACCACAUGAAGGUGCACUGGAGGGGGCCCCAGCUGUCCCGUAGGCCAUCCGCCUUCCUCAGCGUCCCCUCCAGACCGUUCAUCUAGACCUCCAAUACAUUGAGGGAAACACAUUUAAAACUUCUAAAUAUCGUGCUGCAGGAAUGAGUCCUAAAACCCUAACAUUAGUUUGCAUUUUAGCACUAGCUAUUCCCUCGUCCGGAAGUCAAUGGUUUGUUGAAUGAGUUUUUGUUUAGAGGUUGAAAUAAGGUCUGUGGUUAACAGACUUUCAGGUUUUGUUCUGCAACAUAAAAUACAUCAGUAAAUAACCCACUGGUGAAUGCCUGAAGCUUCGACGUUUUUUGAAAACCGUGUUUGCUAAAUGAGAUUACUAAAGGUCAUCAUGCCAAACAUAAGCUAACCUUAGUUUAGCGAUGUCGACGUAAAGUCAUGUGACCAGCUCUUAGUUUGUUUAUAGUCCAACGUUAACUUUUACUUCUGGAUACUCCAAUUGAAACAGUUGUGUCAAUUUCUAAAGAUAUUCUGCUGAACAAAACCUGUAAAGUAUCAAUACAUUCUGCAAUAAUCCAAAAUCCAAUAGAAUAAUCUCAUUGGCUUUUUGGGGAGGGAACCAGGGAGAUGCUAAUUUCAUCCCACCACCACUCUGUCAAUAUCUCUAUAUGAUUUAAAUAUUUCACCAAAUCAAUUUUGAGGAGGCAACUCCGACUCCCAGAAUGCAUUUCCCGAACACACAGCCAACAACAGAACUCCUGGCAGCAAACUAACUUAAAAAAUAUAUAUAAAACUGAAUCAACGACAUCAAUUUACAAAUUCUGUUUUGGAAAAAAUGAUGCCCAGACUUUGAGUGUUGUAUCCAAAACCCACCAACCCACCUUUGGCCAAAAAUGUUGCAGUUGUUAACCACCAUCGUGGAGAGGAGGCUACAGAUGGAAUAACGGAAGUAUGAAAUAUUUCUGAAGAUCUCCUUAAACAAUCAGCAGCUUAACGCAAAACUCUCAGAUGUAAAAACUGUGAUUACACGAGAGAGAAACAAUGCUGCGUUCAGGAGUUUCAGAUAAAAGAUUCCGACCUUUGUGAUGUGUUCAGGUGCAAGACUCUCGUUAACUUUGCACACACUUUGAAGUAGAAGUGGAGGAACUGCAACAUCACCAUGGACAAACACAAGCACAUUCAGUGUUUUUUCAUACUGCAGACGAUAAAGAAAACAUACGGAAGCUCUGAGAGGCAAGUGAGGACAAAAAAAAUCUGGUGAUACAAUUUCUAUAUCUGACCUAAAUAGAUUUCUCUUAUUUUAUGAGUUGAAAACAGCUGAAUGACAAAAGUGUGUGAAUAUUUUUUCAUCUUUAAAACAGGUCGAUUUCUUUGUUGAUGUA